AUGGCAUUAACACCUGAUGAAGUAAUUUCGAAUAGCAAUGAUGAGACAAAUUCUUUCUCAUCAACCAAUAAACUUCCUAUAGAAAACGAAGAAGUAGAUCGAAUUGAGGAGCCUCUAUCGACAACAACUAUUGAAAAAGAAAAUUUAUUUGUAACUUCAACUAAAUUUGAAUCUGAAGCUGAGACAACAUUGAUAGAAAAUUCAAAUUCAAUUUCUUCUUCUUCUUCUUCUAAUGAAAUAAAUAAAGAAAAUCUUGAUAAUAAUCGUCGAAAUCAAUUAAAAAAUCGUUCAGUUAGUUUUGCUCCAAUGGUUGAAGAAAUUGAAAUACCUUCAUCUCGUCAUUCUUCUUUUUCAUCAACAUAUUCACCAAUUAAUUUUGUUGAUGUACUUGUUGAAAGUUAUAAAGUUGAAAUUUCAAAUAAUUUAUUUUCAUUAAAUGAAGAAAAAAAAUAUAUUCCAAAAACAACUCGUACACGUUUAAAUCCUAAUUGGCGUGAACAUCGUAUACGACGUUUAAUGAAUAAAUUAGAAGAAUUAAAUUUAUGGGAUCGUGAAGAAGAAUUAAAAGCAACACAAGCUCAAUAUUUACGUGAACAAAAAUUAGAACAAAUACAAGAUCGUCAACGUAAUCAUGAUUUAUGUUUACAAUUAAUGCGUCAAAGACAUGAAAGUGAAAUUGAAAGUGCUGUUCUAUUAGAUCGUACUGCAAAUACUAAUAUUAAUGAUGAAAAUACAAGUGUAACAAUAGCACAAGCAAUGAAUUUAGCAUCAUCAACAAAUAUUCUUACUUAUGAUUUACCAACACCACCACAAACACUUAAACGACGUGUUCGACAAGAACAAAAUAAAUUAUUAAAUCUUAAAACACCUAUUGGUCGUUAUCGACAAUUUGAAACAACAAUGAAUAAUAAAAUUGACAAAAUCAAUCAAAAAUUACAACCAAAUUGGAAUAUAAUGCGUUCAUACAAUUCAUAUUAUGCACCAAUUCCAUCAUCAUUUGUACCAUUAUUUAAUGAAACAUAUUUAGGAUUACUUUCAUUACCUGAUAUACAUUCAUACAAUAGAUAUAAUCAACAUCAUUAUAGUAUGCCUUCUCAUUUACAUCAAUCAUCACCACAUGCUUCUAGUCCUGAUCAUGAAACUCGACUUAGAUCUCAUUCAAAACGUGAUGUACGUGUACCGUUAAAAGAACAAAUUAAUGAUAAUAUGAAAUAUGAUGAUGAUGAACAUACUCAUUCACGAUUAAGUUCUAAUCCAUCAAAACGAUCAACAAAUAUAGUAUCAAAUAGUGCUUCAUCAUUAUAUGAUCGUACAACAUUAACAAAUACAUCUGAUGAAUCUUUAUUAAUUCAUUCACGUCAACCACAAUCAAAUAAUAUUCAUCAACGAAAUCUUAAUGAUAAUCUUAAUGCUAUAAGAAAUUUUUCAGUUGAAACAAGUAAAAAAAUUUUACAAAGUAUUACUGGAUCAACAAAUGAUGUUUUAAUAAAGAAUCGAUCAACAUCAGUACCAAUACAUAAACAUGUUAAAUUUAUUGAUGAAUAUGAUGAUCAUGAAGAAAACUUCAAUUCUAAUAAAUCAUCAAGAAUGAUGUAUCAACCAGAAAUGAUAUCUCUUUCAUCAACACGAUAA
Rotaria sp. Silwood1 is the source of this 1632-nucleotide messenger RNA. NCBI's taxonomy places the organism in Eukaryota, Metazoa, Rotifera, Eurotatoria, Philodinida, Philodinidae. The record is from the annotation of a GenBank genome assembly.